AUGAAGUUUCAAUACUCCUCGCUGCUGAUGGCAGCCUCUGCGGCCGUUGCCCAGACCACCACCCCGGCCCCAACCACAACCGCCGGGUCCGGAGCCACGCCCUCCGUCACCCUCGACUACUGCACCGUCGUCCCUGCCGCCGGUAACGAGUCCCUAGGUUAUUACAAGUACCAGAACAUCCGCUUCGCCGCCGUUCCGACCGGCGACCUCCGCUGGGCCAAGCCCGAGGACCCACCCGUCGAGACGGAGGUCAACACCGGCACCCUCGCUGCGGCCGACGUCGCAUGCAGCUCCGAGGAGGACUGCCUGUACGUCGAUGUAUGGGCACCCGCCGGCUCUGAAGGCAAGAAUCUUCCUGUGAUGGUCUGGACAUACGGCGGUGGCUUUACCGGUGGAAGCAAGGCCGAGAACACACCCGAGGGUCUCUUCGAUCUGUCUAAGGAGUUCGUCUAUGUCGCGUACAACUACCGCCUCGGUCUCACCGGCUUGGCGAACGGUCCCACCUUCUUGCACGAGGGCGGUACCUCCAACACCGCUAUCUGGGAUGUCGAAGCUGCUUUCAAGUGGACGAGGAAGUACAUCAGCAAGUUCGGUGGUAACCCCGAUGAGAUCACUGCUGUUGGUUUCUCUGCUGGUGCAUCUCAGACUCUGUUCCAGAUGACUCGUUUCGCGGGUCACGCUGAGCAGCUUUACAGCCGCGCCUAUGUCAUGUCGCCUGGUUUCGUUCCUGGCGCUGGCCACCAGCAUGCUGAGGCCUUCUGGCUGAACGUCUCCUCUGAAGCUGGUUGCCCCGGUGGAAGCCUCGAGUGCAUGCGUGGCAUCGAUUUUGACACGUUGAACACCGCUACCACCACCAUCCAGGACGCCUACACCUACCAACUCCAGCCUCGUGUUGAUGGUGAUAUUAUUGCCGAUACCUACGAGGCCCAGCUCUACCAAGGUCGCUUCAACUUCACCGGUCCCGUCGUCGCCACCCACGAGCUCCACGAGGCCAACUCCCAGUCUUACUCCGGCGUGAACACGACCGAAGACGUCGCCACUUACCUCCGCAUCUUCUUCCCCGCUAUCGAAGACAGCAUCGUCGACGAGAUCCUUGCCCUGUACCCCGAAAGCGACUACACCGAGCCCGGUCUGCGCUUCGCCGACAUGAAGCAGCACUUCGACCUGACUGCUCACAACCUUGCCCUUACCCACGCCAUGAACAACCAGACCUGGAACGGACUGGUUGCUCUUGACCAGGCAACUCACGGCACUGACCAGAGCUACUACUGGUACAGCACCUACACUCUCUCCAGCUCGACAUCCACCGGCAGCACCACCUCGAACUCGACGACUUCUGUCUCCAACUCAACCGCCACCUCCGCCGCAGCUUCUGCGACCGCGUCUUCCAGCGCUGGUGGCCCUCCCUCGGGUGGCGGCUUCGGUGGCAGCACCUCCGUCAACGCUACCAUUGCUGUCAUGAUGCAAAAGUAUCUCCUCUCAUUUGUCCUCACCGGAAACCCCAACACCAAGUGGGCCGAGGACAAGCUCGAGUGGCCCCAGUACGGCAACUCCUCUACCGCUGGCACUCAGAUCGUUUUCAACACGACCUUCUACUUGGAUGAAGAUGACUUGGCCAACGAGAAGGCUCUCUUCUGGAACAAGGCUCUCUGGUACUAA
Colletotrichum karsti is the source of this 1659-nucleotide messenger RNA. RefSeq lists its product as uncharacterized. NCBI's taxonomy places the organism in Eukaryota, Fungi, Ascomycota, Sordariomycetes, Glomerellales, Glomerellaceae. The coding region runs from base 1 to 1659 and encodes 552 amino acids. The transcript is spliced from 6 exons. The record is from RefSeq and is a predicted model, not a curated record.